AUGCGUCUCCGCCCACCGACACGCGCCCCACCCCCUCCCCUCCCUCUCUCUUCUAAAAGUGGGGUCCUGUCGCGGGAACCAGAACAGUGCGUACUUCAAAGUAGAGAAGAGGACGCAUACCCGAUGCAGACAUCCGCAGACAGCAAUAGCCCCACGCGCCCCCUCAGCGCCGGCGUCACGACGGAGGGCGGCGGCGGCGGCAACACCGCCGCCGCUGCCCCAACCGGUGCUAACACCAGCGGCACUACAAGGACUGCCGAACACGCUGUGGAUGAGCGCGCGCCGGCUCUCGUCGCUGCGCCGGCGUCGUCAGCGGAGGCGCUCGCGAAGUUCCUCGCCAUGUGCCUCGAUCGCAUCUGCCGCCUUGAAGCGCGGCAGUGCGUCUUCGAUACCGCCCUACAAACUCUGUUCAUGCAGGCAUACGGGCGGCAGCCGCAGCAGCCGUCAUGUGGACAGGCAGCUGUAGGAGCGCACCGUGAGGAUGGCGAGGUCAACGGCAGUGAUGCACACGAUCGUGAGCUCAGCGAGCAGUAUCUCUGCAGUCGCCACACCACCAGCUGUCGCACCUCGCCGUGGUCGCACGUAAAUCGACCACCGGCUCUCGGCGGCAGCAGCAACAGCCACCACAGCGACGAUGGCUAUGAUCGAGCAGCAGCGGCAUCGGAGUUGCACUCACAGCAGCGCUGCCGCCGGCACCGCUCACUCCGCUACACGCAGGGAUCCGACGUGCACAGGCUGCACGGCGCCGACGCGCCGGCCUCUUCUUCGUUGGAGUCCACGGCGCCCGUUGAUACAUCCGCAGCUGCUGCUACUGCUGCAGGAGCAGCAGCGAAGGGAAACGAGCGGGAUGACGCCCCCACGAAUCACAGCACUGGCAGCCAACAUCACCGUCACCAGAGCCCUGGCGCUGUAGCAGCCGCAGGCGUGGUCCCUUCGCCGUCCCCUGCUGACCUCGCUAACACCAAGUGGAAGGAGGCGAGCAGUGGCGCCGGCGCAGGUGUCGGAGGCGGAUGUGCGCAUGCUGUCCCUUCCGCAACUGCUGCCGGCAACUACCGGACUACACUCACGGCAUCUGCGGCAGUAGCAAGUGGCAGCACCAACGAGCCGCCGAUAAUAUCGCACUUUGGCUCCUCUUCCGGCGGCGGCGGCGGCGGUCGCCAGCGGCAGGGCUCUCUCGUCACGGUUGUCAGCCCGACGCACACGUCACAGGCGGAGGAGGCGGAGGCACACGCCAUCGCGGCGUCGGAGCUGAUCUCCGUGGGCGGCAGCAGCGCCCCUGCAAGCGCGGUGCCAAUGAGCGGCUUCACAUGGGCAGUUCCAGUGACGCUGCUCUCUUCGUCGGAGAACUCUCGCUGCUCCACGCCGGUCGAGUUCCACAUGUCAGCGCGCUCGUUAUCUGAGCAGCAGCAGCAGCAGCAACCGCCCACGCAGCCGUCGACGGAGGAGUGGCCAUCGUGUAUCAGCGGACACCUAGCAGAACGGGCUGACGAGAUUACUCAUGACGGGCCAGACGCUGCUCCUCCGGUGCAUCCGCAGCAGCAGCAGCAGCAGCGUGGCAGCCGACGGCACCUACGCUCGUCGCUCACGCACCUGGCACCCCUUGCCGAUCACCCCCAGCAUCCGCCAGCACGGCUCCAUCUACAGCCAACGUAUCGCAAAGGCGAGGAGCGCGAGGGCCGCGAGUCGGGCUCCUCCUCUAGGCUCGCCGCCACGGCCUUACGAAGCGCUGGCAGUACCGUCACCAGCUCCGCCACGCACAUUGGCGAUGAACUGGACGCGCUCUACCACGAGCUGAGCACCCCCCAUCCUCCCGCAUCUGUUCCUGCCUCCUCAGAGUCCGCAACGGCCAGCGGGGCUCAGGCGACCGGGACGCCGCCUCGGAAGGUGCAGUUUCCUGUCGGCACGGACAACGCCACCGCUAUCAACGAGUUGUUCGCCCAGGCAGUGCAGAACACGAUGGAGACGACGCGUAUGAAGGAAAAUCUCACGGUUCUCGUGCGCAGCGUGCACGAGGAGCGCGAGAAGCGGCGCCGGCUUCAGCGGCGCGAGGGGUCAGCCGUUCAGAGACUCUUUCAACGGGUCUUGGACAUGUCAUCGGUGAUGUUGCGGCUGCAGCGGACAGUGCGACGGAUAGCGUUGGAGGCAAGCAGCGGUCGCGCCGCUGACGCUGCAGGCUGGCAUCACCACCACCACCACCACCACCACCACCCCAGCAACAACCACAGCCACCUCCGGGAUCGUGGUGCGGAUAGCAGCAGGAGCGCCGGCGUCGGCGACCAGGACGAAGAUGGCGCCACUUGCGAUGGCGACGUCGACGACGGUGAGAGCGAGUGGCGCGAGCACUUGUGCGCGUCCUUCUCGACGGCCUCCGUGGCCAUCUCUCGCAGUCGCAGGAGCGGCAGCGUCAGUGGAAGCGGUCAUCGGCAAAGUAUCAGUGACCGCUCGGGGAACGUCGGGUACGCGGCCCUCGCGGCGCCGUUCUUCUCGUCCGGGUCUCUCUCCGCCGGAUGUGAGCGCGUCGUGCCGGCUGUCCGCUCGCCGUGGCUUUCAUCGCUCACCACGCAGUGCUCAGCGGACGUGGCGCGCGGCGAGGCCAUUCCAGGCCGCGGUGGUGCGGUGACCACGGGCACAGCCACCAGCACGCCGGUCGUCGACGGUGUGGGCAACACGCCAACGCCGCCUGACCCAUCUGGCACAGUCUCUUUUCAGCGACUCGCCGGGGCUACUUCUGUAACGGCAGCAGCGGCCGCUGCCUCUGCGGGACCACUGCUUGUGGCCGGCAGUGCCGCCCUUCCCAAGAUCAUCUCCAGCAGCAGUUCUCUCCAUUCCUUGAUCACCGCGAGCGCCGCCAUCACCACCAAUGUGAACACCACAGCAGCAACCACCACCACCACCACAACGACUACGGCAUCACGAGCAGCCAGUGCGACGUUGGUGCCGCAGUCGAUGGUGUCAUCAUUGGUGAGCGUGCCGCGGCAAGAGCGCCCGCCUUCGUUGCUGCUGUCGCCGCCCGCGAUGCUGAACGUGGGCGCCGCGGAGAGCAAGAGCAGCGCCGUCACCAGCGACUCAUCUGUUGUGCCGGCGCUGUCCAUAACGGACGUGCACUUUGGUCUGGCGCUCUCCCGGCACGCUAGUGCCACCGAGGACGAACUCCCUGCUCCGGCUCCUGACGCCGCGGCGGCCGCGGGCAGCGGCAGCGCUGGCCCCCGCGCAGAGGGCGCGGGUAGCAGCACGACCCCUGAUAGCGACGCAUGUAAUGGCGGCCGGUCGGGUCAGCGGUCGGAGAGGUAUGGUGCACAUCCCGACGGCGCGAAGGUCACGGAGCCGCAGAAGGCCCAGCAGCAUCUCGCACGACCGCCGCAGCAGCAACAGCGCCGUCAAGACGUAUCCGGUGAGUCGUCUGCUCCAUCGCCGGCUCUGUCGUCCAGCUCUUCACAGUGCCGCCAACGAGAACACAACAUGCGGCGCGCAGUCCCCGUGGCUAUCGCCACGACGGCGGUGCCGAUGCCCAUCUCUGGCGGGACCCAGCACUCUUCCACGAGUGUGUGGCACUCACCUGUGCCGCCGCCGCAGCAGCAGACCAUCUCGUCGCGCAAGAGUCCCGCGUCUGCCUUCGCAGGCGCAAGCUCAACUGCGGCUCGUGGAAACAGCAGUGGCGGCAGCAGCGUGUCGGCGCGGCGUCUCUUCGAUGCCCUGAACAGCGAGCACCGCAGCGGCGCCGUCACCGGGGCGAGUACCGUCGUGGACGUCGCCGCUGAAGUCGGCGCCAAGGGCCACGGUGGCAGCAGUGGCACUGGGGCUGUAAACACGACGGUCACUGCCAGCGCCGCCUCCCCUGCGGCGUCGUUGGCAUCCUCCGGUGCCGCACUCAAGCUCACCGGCUCCGCAGCCAGUCUAGUGUGCCGCACGUCGAACGCCCCGACGGCGACGGCACUGGCUCAGCUGGCAAGCGCACCGGUGACAGCCAGGCCUCGACCAAGGCAGCAGAGGAGCGAAGCCAGCGUCACAAAGUUGUCAACCAUGCGGCGAGAGGCGAGGCGGCCGUGGAGCGAUCUCAUCCAAUCCGCCGGCUCCGCCACACCCCGCAGCAAGGCAGCUGCUGCUGAUCGUCGUGGCAACAUGAAGGACGAUGCCUGCGGUACGGACGCGGCGGGUAGUACUUCCCUGCAAGGCUGCGAAAACCUGCCAACAUGGCGCGACGCGGCUACCAGUGCAUCGCCCACACAUAGCAGCAGUGAUCGCAGCCCCAGCUCGCACCCGCAGCACAGUCUGCUAUCGUCGUGGCUACAGAGCCCUCCCGUCCGGGUGGCAACGGCCGCGGGCGGUGACGACAAGACCAUACUGAGCCCCGUCACGCCAGCCGGUGCCACUGCCAUCGCCACUGGUGGUGAGAGACGGUGCCGACCCUCCGCUGGCGCGCCUCGGUCCCACAGCAGCAGCGGAAGCAUUACCUCUACACCACCACGACGGCUGAACGCCCAGCCGGUCCCCUCUCCGACCAGCAACGCCGCAGUCGGCGCGCGAGGCGCGAGCUUCUCGUCGCCGAGCUCAAAGUUUCAGCGGGCGCAGCCCGUUGUCACCAUCGCUGCCGCGCAUCAGCCACAGCCGCUGCUGCAGACGACUGCCACCUCUCACCAGGCAAGGAAGUGGACCUCUAUCCCCUUGAUGUCGUCGGCCACGGUGUCAGGGACGCUGCCACAUGUGCCAAUGAUGGCGUCCGUGCAGUCGGCCAGCAGCUUCCUACGCAUCACUCCGAUCCUUAUCUCACCAAGUAUGGCCCACCCGGCCUCCCCGGUGUCGCCCCUAGCGCCCGCAAGCUCCCCGUCUGCGGGCACUGGCGCGGGUGGCAGCGGCGCCACCGUUGGGCCCCUUCCCACGUGCAUCGAGCAGCCCGUGUCACCGCUCUCGUCGACGAGCCGCCGCGACCAGUGCCACCGCCUGCACUCCAGCAGAGCCCUGCACUUCAGUACCAGCUCCAGCGGCAACAACAUGAACGCCUCCCUCGCGGCGCCCUGCACGCCGCCUCCCACACCACCGCACGGCCACCCGCCGAACCUGGCGCAGCAGCAGUCUCGUGACGCGGCGGUGCAGUGGCAACAUGCAGUCGUCCUUUCCCGCAGCGCCACCGCCCUCAUGCAGACGACGAAUACGCUACCACGAGUGGUUGCGUCCCCACCCUCGCCGUCACGGCUGCCGCGUGUGGCACCCUUGAGUGCUUCGAGGCGCACCAAACCACUGGCCCCAGCAGCGGCAGCGCCGGCGUCAUCGCAGCCGGCGCGAUCAGGCUACGAAGCCAAGACUCUGGCAAGGGCUGCCAUGGCCCCGACCGGGAAGACACAGCGACCGUCCAACUCGGCUAAGGUCCGUGGCAAGGCAAAACAGGCACCGCCAAGCUCACCUCUUGCCGGCUGCGGCAGUGCUGCGGUGGCAAGAGGUGCUGCGACGCACCAGCAAGCAUCCUGCUCGUCAUCUCUCGUGGGCCACCACCCGUGCUCGAACCCCCAGCAGCUAGCAGAUGAUCCCGGCCGCCAACAGCCGCAGCGGCUGCAGACGCCGUGUUCUGCGCAGGAGAGACGCAGCGGUCGACGUGCUCGCGCGGGUCUGCCGCCGCCGCUGUCCGUUGAAACACUCUCAGACGCAUCCGUCUCCGCGCUGCGCACGAGCAGCGUGGGGACAGCUGGGUCGAUGGACGUCGAAAAAGGCAUCACGAAGGGCGACGUCGGUGACGGCGUGAGCGGCGCGCUAGCGCUGCACAAUCAUGGCGGAGGCAGCUGCGCCACGCUGGUCACCCUCGUUGCUGUCGCAGGUGCUGGUCAAAACCGGGGCUCCUCGGCGCAGCUGCACCCGCCGGAGCUGAUCGCGGAGAGAUGCCAGGAAAAGAGCGGUAGAGAACGAGGAUCGCCUGCCGCUGCGGCGGUGUCAUCGUUGCCGGCUACCCCGACUGCAGUGGCGGCCGCAGGCGUGACGGGCGUCAUGCGCAGCUCCAACCGCAGUAGCAACGCCUCCGAUGCCAACGUGGACAGAGCAGCCGGUCUGGAGGCCGGAGAGCAUGUGGAUAACGACGACGACGACAGCUUUGUCCAGCACGCAUUCCGACGAUUACCGUUGCAACAGCAGCAGCAGCAGCAGCAUUACUCACUGGCCGCUGCCAGCGUUGGUCCUGCAUCUGCCAUGGACAACGCCGCAUCGCACGACUCCUCCACCUCGUCUUCGCAUACGUCGACCCCUACCAUGCCGUCUCCCUCCGACAUGCGCUCCUCAUAA
This is a messenger RNA of Leishmania major strain Friedlin, 6264 nucleotides long. RefSeq lists its product as hypothetical. The transcript has a single exon. The record is from RefSeq and is a predicted model, not a curated record. The coding region runs from base 1 to 6264 and encodes 2087 amino acids. Lineage: Eukaryota; Euglenozoa; Kinetoplastea; Trypanosomatida; Trypanosomatidae.